AUGUCAACAAGCGAGGGAGGUGACGGCGUCAAAGCCGUCGAGCUCCCGAAAAAUGAGAAUGAUAGUAGCCCAAAACAAGCUAACAACAUAGGCGAAAGCACCGAAGCAUCUGGUGCCAAGAACAAUCGUCAAAGAAGAAGAUCAAACACAAAAGGCGAAAAUGCGGCUUCUAGAAAUGGAAGUCGUAAUAAUAGCCAAAGUGCGCCAAAGACUCAUGCUACUCGCAAAGACUGGUCGGAAAGAAAAAGUUUUAGUCAUGGUGGUAAAGAAAAUCCGAAAGUCAACAAGAAUGACGACCAUCAUAGAACACGAAGCACAAACUCGACCAACGGAAAACGAGAUCCCCGUGAGUCGACAAGAACUCUUUCCCAGGUUAGCAAUGGAGAUGCCUACGACUACAGCGAUGAAUACGAUCUUGAAGAGCCGUUUUCGGAUUCUGAAGACGAAUCUUUUCGUCCAAAGAAACCGCAAAAAAUGAAUCUUACCAUCGCACGUGGAAGAAUCCGCACACUCUCCGGAACAGUACCACUCGUUGGAUACUCGCCGCAUUGGGGAGGCCCAACUAUGUGCUUAAGCUGCUUACAGUUUUUUGAUCUUCCCGAUCAAAUUCCGAAAUUCGCCGAUCAUUUGCUCAAAGAACAUAAGAUCGUAGUUUCGGAAAUGCAUUUGAUCGUUGAUCCAAAGCGUUAUAUCGAACAUUGGCGCCAGCGCUUUGUCAAAGAAAGUAUUGACCAAGUUUUCCCAAGAAUUGAGCCAUCCGAGGGAGAAAACUACUACGGUGAAACGGAUUAUUAUUAUCUCAUGUCGGAGAACGUUGCUGAAGACCGCACUCUUCGACAGAGACUCGCCAUGCGAAGAUUGGAAGAGGCUUUGUCAUGUCAACAACGCGAAAGAGAAGAUACUUCUUUCCAACUUCAAUGCAUUUUUUGUCGUUACAACGCUCGCGGAAAUCGCUCAAAGAUAAUUCACCAUCUUUAUAUGAUCCACCAUCUCAACCUCGGAUCUCCAGACAAUCUUGUAUUCGUUACUGAGUACAUAGAGCAUCUUAAGGAAAAACUUCAUCGCAACGAGUGCAUUUAUUGUGAAAAAGUCUUUCCGGAUCGCAACACACUGAUGGAUCAUAUGAGAAAAAGAAACCAUCGUGAAGUUAAUCCGAAGAAUCAUUAUUAUGACAAGUUUUACAUCAUCAAUUAUCUCGAGUUGGGCAAACGUUGGCUGGACGUACUUGCGGAAGAUUUCGAGGACACAAUGCCAACUUUCCAAGAUUCUGACGAAGAGGAGGAAGAUCAGGAAUGGUGCGAAUGGCAAGAGGACAACUUAGAUGCUGAUGAAACACGUGUCGUCUGCUUGCUUUGCGAGCAUACCGAUGAUAAUGCUUCAACUCUUUUGGAGCAUAUGAAGGCUACGCAUGAAUUCGAUGUGUUGAAGUUAUUCCAAGAAGCGAAAUUCACUAGUUAUCAAAGAUUGCGUUUGAUUAAUUACAUCCGCAAACAGAAUUACCAUGCGAACUGCUGGGUUUGCUCGGAUGAGAAUUUAGAGAAUCCUCUCGCUCUCUCCAAACAUAUUCAAGAGCAUAAACCACUAAAGGCGCUUCCGGAUUCUUCGAUUUGGGAUAACGAAGAGAACUUGGUCCCACUUUUCGGCAACGAUCAUUUCCUGUGGCAACUUGAAUCUAUGCUUGAGGAAGGUGAAGAUUUUACCGAUGGUGAUGACGAGUUUGAAGAUGCGACCAAGAAGUUCAAAAAACUUGUUAUUGACAGUAAGAAGAACACUGUUGAAGGGGUUAUUGCUGAAGAUCUUCCUGACCUCCACGAGAUGACUACAGCCGAGCUCGAUGAUUUAAUGUAG
This is a messenger RNA of Caenorhabditis bovis, 1848 nucleotides long. The record is from the annotation of a GenBank genome assembly. Lineage: Eukaryota; Metazoa; Nematoda; Chromadorea; Rhabditida; Rhabditidae.